AUGGCUCUGAGGCUGUGGUCGUCCUUUUCGUGGGCGCUGGUCGUCGUUCGCCAUCUGUUUGUGUCACGUAGUUGCUACGUUGCUGACUGCAACAUGGCCCGACUCGCUCGUGGGGGCGUUCGUGGCUCUCAGGCCGUUGCGUGUGCUGGUCGUCAUUUUUCGUGGGCUCUGGGCGUCGUCCGCUUAAACGACGGACGACGAAAUGUCGUCGCCCGUCGUUUGGUUGCCAUGUUGCUGUUGGCGACGUGGCAGCUGGCAUUGUUGUUAGAAAACGAAAAGGGGGGAGAUGUGUGUGCGCUCACCAAGAAGAUGACCUGGCAACCGCAACGUGGCGCUCAUCGUCAAUUGUUUCGUGGGCACUGGUCGUCGAUUCCGUUGAUUGGGUUGCUGUUGCCAGGCGGUCGUGGUUGUUGGGUCAUCGUUUGCCAGUUUGUCGUUUUCCUUGCGUGUGGUUCGUUGGGCGGUUGUUGUCGGUUUUGGGCGGCCAUGGUUGUUUGCGAAGGUGGGGGUUACGCGACCUUGGGAUCAAGGUUCAAACUCACCCAAUACAGAUGCAGUUGGAAAUUCAAAGAUUUGAGAAUCUUUGUGGGUCCCUAUGGUUCCAUGAAAUUUAAAGUGUCAGUUGCACCUUUGUCGGUCCGUUCGCGAAUUGCGGGGCAUGAGAAGAGUGAGGUCGAUAAUUGGAGGGGAUUGAGAAUGAUUUGUGCUGGGGACCAAGACGCCAACACUACAGCUAUUGCGUGCAUGGUUAACGCUCGCCCGCACAUGAUUAAUAUUCUUAUAGAGGGGCAAUUUGUUCCUGCCGUAAGAAGGUUCCCGGACCCGCUCUUUCAAGACCAAAACCAAACCAAAAUGGGCACCAACUGCGUGAGUCGCGCGCGGACGAUCAACAACCAGGGAUCACGGAAAUCAACAAAUGGCGCACACCACAGCCACAAAGCCACAAACAACCCCAGGGGCAAGCCACGUCACAACUAUGCGACACAAACGGAUGACGAUGAUCACGUCGUCGUCGUCAGUUCAUAUUGGUUCCGGUUAGGGACUGUCAUGGAUACACCCAGGUAUUAA
This is a messenger RNA of Laccaria bicolor S238N-H82, 1068 nucleotides long. RefSeq lists its product as uncharacterized. The transcript has 9 exons. The record is from RefSeq and is a predicted model, not a curated record. The coding region runs from base 1 to 1068 and encodes 355 amino acids. Lineage: Eukaryota; Fungi; Basidiomycota; Agaricomycetes; Agaricales; Hydnangiaceae.